Messenger RNA from Austrofundulus limnaeus, 1565 nucleotides. It is a transcript of the gene srprb, whose product is annotated as SRP receptor subunit beta. NCBI's taxonomy places the organism in Eukaryota, Metazoa, Chordata, Actinopteri, Cyprinodontiformes, Rivulidae. The record is from RefSeq and is a predicted model, not a curated record. The transcript has 8 exons. Gene Ontology annotation, molecular function: GTP binding. The coding region runs from base 165 to 965 and encodes 266 amino acids.
AACCCGGUUCCGAGCGAGGGAAACACUAAACUCAUCCACAUGCACAGCGCGUAGAGUGCAGCUGCGGCGGCUCCACAGCGCCCCCUCCUGUCCGCUCCGGACAGAUCGAAGGGAGACGUGUCCCAUGUCAGAUUAGCUUGGACGGACACAGCACCAGAAGCAACAUGGGACAGAAAGCAGACGAAGAAAUGACGGAAAACCCAUUUGAGCCAUACAUCGAGUCUUUUCGGCAGCAAUUUGAAGGCCAAGACCCGGUUGUUCUUAUCGGAGUUAUCGUAGCGUUAGCGGUGGUCGUCAUCACCUGCGUAUUUUUAAAGUACUUCCUGACCAGUAAGACUGUCCGCAGCGCUGUGUUGUUAGUGGGGCUGUGUGACUCUGGCAAAACCCUUCUGUUCAUCAGGCUCCUCUCAGGGAAGUACAAACGGACGCAGACAUCCAUCACUGACAGCAGUGCUCCUUAUAAAGCUAAAAAUGACAGGGGCAGCACCUGGACUCUGACAGACCUGCCAGGACACGACAGUCUCCGCUCUCUGUAUUUGGAGAAGUUCAAGUCCGCAGCCAGAUCAAUUGUGUUUGUAGUGGACAGCGCCAUCUUCCAAAAGGAAGUGCGAGAUGUUGCAGAGUUUCUGUACAUGUUGUUGACGGAUGCGGUGAUCUCCAGAAAUGCUCCCACUCUUCUGGUGGCGUGCAACAAACAAGACAUGGCCAUGGCAAAGUCCGCUAAACUGAUUCAACAGCAGCUGGAAAAGGAAUUAAACACCUUGAGAGUGACUCGCUCGGCAGCACUGAGCGCUCAGGACGGCUCCGUGGGUGGCAGCGUGUUUCUGGGGAAGAAGGGGAAGGAUUUUGAGUUCAGCCAGCUGCCCAUGAGGGUGGAGUUCCUGGAGUGCAGCGCUCGUGGCGCCAAGGGCGAAGAGGGGGAGGCAGACAUCAAGAGCCUGGAGAAGAGCCUGGCUAAGCUGUAAAAAAAAAAAUUAUCUCGAAACAAUCAAGGUUUCUGUACGAGACACAAACCUCAAAUCAGGACAAGGUCUCUGAAAAUCACACGAGGAGUGACGGGUUUAACCUCGACCCGUCGACUCCAUUUGAAUGGAGGAAGAUAUCAGGUUCUUCUGCAACGCUGAGAAAUGAUCCAGCUUGUUCAGUUUAAGACUUAAAGCUUUGUUUGGUUUGUUCAGGAAUUGCAUAGCAGGAAGUUUAUCCAAAAGAAGCUAUGUUCCAGAGUUUCAACAGAUUUAAUUUAAGCUUUUGUGAAACGUGAAAAUAAGCAUGAAAAGCAUUUCAUUUGUUAACUUGGAUUGUUUUCGUUGUGCCUUUAUAUUCUGGAUUUCAUUCACAAGCAUUUAGUUGUUUCCAGAUUUGUUUUUUUUUUUUUUAGUUCUUCUGAAACGAAUGUACAACUUUAUUACAGUAGUGAUAGUUUGCAUGUGAAUCGAGCUUCUUUAAGAAACUUUAAAAAAACAGACUAUUUUCAGAUGUUAUCUUAGCUGCAGUUUUUGUUUGACAUCUGCUUUGAGACGUUUUAUAUCACCCUAUAAAAAGUUCUGUCAACUUGGUUAAAAAAA